Messenger RNA from Argiope bruennichi, 1876 nucleotides. RefSeq lists its product as uncharacterized. The transcript has 10 exons. The record is from RefSeq and is a predicted model, not a curated record. Lineage: Eukaryota; Metazoa; Arthropoda; Arachnida; Araneae; Araneidae. The coding region runs from base 176 to 1276 and encodes 366 amino acids.
UACGUCAGCUGCUGUAGGAAAACACGAAUUCUUUCACCAAAUAUAUCUGAAGUUAAGCUAUGAUUUUAUGAAGAUGAUUUCAGAAUAACAAUUGGAAAGUGAAAUAUUUAUACAAAAUUAAAAACUGCCAGAUUCAAAUAGUUUCUAGAUUUAUUUUCCAAAUUUAAAGACCAUCAUGAUCAUUCGAAUGAUGUACGUCCUCCCCAUGAUUCUCGGGAGGACAUAUGACAUGAGGACACAUACUGUGGGAGUAGACUUAUUUCCUCGAGAAGAUAUUGCGCAGCCAAGGGUCAUUCAGGAAUCCUUCUACAACUCCAACUUUAGGACGAUAGAAACAUCUGCAGAUGUGAAAGAAGUUUUAGAUAUCUAUGGAGACCUGUCACUUAAUAUCAAGGCUGGGACUUUUACCAUUGGCGGAGUUGGCGCUUAUGUCAAAAGCAGUGUGCAAACUCAGAAUUCAGUCGAUAUCUUGGUGAAAGUCAGAUUCAGAACGAUAUCGGAAAGUCUGCCAUUUAAUAUAAAACCUGUGAAAAUGUGGAAAACUGUAGGGAAGUCAAAUCUGGGGACUCACUACGUUCAGAGCAUUCUUUAUGGAGGAGAUCUCAUUGCCUGCAUUCGCUUUAAGGCUCUGAACUCGGAAGAUCUCCAAGAGAUUCGAGCCACCAUCACGUCUUCGAUAUCAGCUGGAAACGUCCUUGAUCUAGUUGGUGAAGGAAAAUUGGAGUCACUAGAUCGACAGCUGAAGAGAAAAGCAACAAUGGAAAUAAAUUAUUUCGCUACAGUGCCACUAGAGGGCGUUCCUAACACUAUUCAAGGACUUCGAGAUCUAGUGAAGAAUUUUAAGGAUCACGUGGCAAAAGUGAAUAAUGGUAGCGGAGUUCCUGUCGAGGUUGAACUUGUGGAACUAUCUAACUUCGACAGAGAAUUCGAAUACAUAAAGAAUUUGGAAUUAGAAACAGAAUUAGAGUUAUUCGAAAUUUAUUUGGACGAUCUAUUAGGUACUAAGAACCGCAUACAGACAAUGCUUUUUGAAUACAGAGAUAUUUUAACCAAUGAAGAAGUGAGAGAGAUAGCCGACAUCAGCGGGAGGGUAAGCAAAAUCCUUCGUUCGUUUGUGGCCACCAUCGCAAAUUUGGACACCGAGAAGAAUUCGCAGCAGCUGAAUCCAGCCAAGGAAGCCUACACGGAAGGAACUGGUAGGCAGAUGCCUGGAAAAUUCAAGCGGCUGCUCAACAAGAUAGUGAAAAAGAUUGCUGCAAGUACGUUGCCCCUCUAAGUCACCUAAGUUCCAAGAUUCUUGUAAAAAAAGUGAUGAGCAAAAGCAGUUUUCUAUAUACACCCAGUACGGUUCAAGCAAAUGUUCAGAAAAUAAAAAUACUAACCCGAUAUAUUCUGGAUAUGUAGCUUCAAGCCCUAAGAACCAUAUCGGAUCUGGUGUAAAUAUGCUUUGUUUACCGAAAACUCCUGUGGAUGUAUCUUCUGAACCAACUUUGCCAAAAAAUAAUAGUAUUAUCGCAGGAGUUAAAUACGGAGAAUUAAAGACAAGGCCUUUCAAUUUCUUCGAUAGUAAGAUCGUUUUCAAUGGUGUGGUCUGUUCUGUAUGCCUUGUGAAUGCUCAGACUGUGUAUACAUUUUAUGGUUUACAAGAUUGUCCUGAGUCAGGCGGAUGGGAGCUGCAAUAUGCUGGUUACGCCAUGAUAUCAGAAACGAUGAAGUCUGAGACGAUAUGCAUCGAUUCGAAGCUGGAAGCUCAUCAGGACAGCUAUGUAGGUCUCCAUGAUCAGAGCCUAAAAUUCGUUGUAGCAAAACACCCCGAAAAGAAUGUAAACGUAUUUAUGCCUUGCGCUGUGUGUUCGAAAUAAAGAAAUUACUGUUA